AUGUCCAACCCGUCCAUCUUGGACCGUAUAUCCAGCCCUACAUUGCGAUCCCCUAUACUGGCCGCCUUUCGCAGUCCUCCAGCGCGAUCGCCGACGGAAUAUCAACUCCACGAGCUAGAGCCGAAACCAGAAUACCCCGAGAUGUCGCGAGACUACACUCACGACAAUUCGCGCCAUCUUGGGCAGUCCUUCAGGGACAAGUCGGCAGAUGGCUGGAGCCACGAUGCGCCGAGUUCGGCAGGCUCCUCUUCGGCGCCUAAACGACGAGCAAUGUUCCAUGGACCACCCCCUCCUAUUUCUGGCUCGAUCAUGAAAAGCAGUCGAUCAAAAGGGAGCUCCGAUGGUGGCCGAUCUCAAGGCAUAGUCGCCGCCAGUACAGCCCAGUUGGGCAGCCUUCUAUUUCAACCGCCUCGCCAACAGAGCCAAAUACGACCAGACUCGGCAUGGCGUGCUUUUGGUCGCCGGGAACGAGCCAUCGAAUUACCAGACGACGGGGACGACUACAGUGGCACUGGUAGCAGCACGCCCACAGGAACCUUUUACUCAACAGCAACAUCAAAGUCGAGAAUGCUCAACUCGCUGCACGUGCCGGCACGGGCCAAUAGGGACGGCAAUGUCAUUCCAGUACGACAACCGACUGGCGGUAAACCCCUCGGCCUCAGAUCUGCCAGAGCCGGCCUUCGCAAAGCCAUGGCAGCACUGGUAGAGCUCAAGCAAGAAGAGGAUGCGUAUGUCGAUGCAGCACUAUCAGAACGAAAAAAGGCUCUCGUCCAUCUCUCACGAUUAUCAGUGAAACGGAAUGGCGUCAACACCGAGCUCCACGAACUUGAAGAGGACGAGGAUGAACCUCUGGGCAAAGAGAUUCGAGAGCUUGGAUCGAAAUAUAAAUCUCUGACACAGGAAAUUAGGCAGAUGGAAGAAAAACUCAUGACGAUGCGAAAUCAGCGCAAAUUUGUCAGAGAAAAGUUGGAGGAUGUUCAAAAUCGACGUGAUGCGGGCCUAAGUGGUUAUCGAGGUGCGCUCAAGGAUAUUGACGCCGAGCUUCAAUCAAUAAUGAUGCACCCGACCAUCCAGCCACUCGACCCGGAAGUUUUCUCUUCGUCCAGCCUUGCCGGACACGAUGCUAGAAACUCCGGUGGCAUGGAAUUCCUAGGCCUCAUUCCCGAACGACGAACUCCGGCUAUGGCCAAAUCCUGGUGGGAGAAUGAGCUUGAUGUACUCGACAAGCGCAGACGACAAAUCAGUAAAGAAAGGCAGGCUUUAGAAGAAGGCAGUGCCGUAUGGCGUGAGGUGACAACCCUUGUCACGAGCUUCGAAUCGAGCCUGCGGCAUCUCAUGAAAACUGGUGUGCCGCAGGCCUCUCCAUCAGCCAAAGGCAAAGAAAAGGUGCCUACACAAGAGAGCCUCGUUAAAGAUCAGCUGGUAAAGAUGGACGAUGUUGUCACACAGCUGGAAGGGUGUCUGGAUCAGGCCGAGUCCGAGGGCUGGAACUUGCUCGUAUGCGCCGUUGGAGCGGAGCUGGAAGCAUUUCGCGAAGCUCAGGAUAUGCUCAAGAGCUUUGUGGACGGUGAUGCUCCGUCGGAACCUGAUGCAUCCCAGAACAAGGAAAGCCUAGAAUCGCGGCAGGCAAGCCAGGCCACAGAUGAGAGUGACAAUGAAGUUCCAUCGGACCUACUUUUGUCGACCUCGGAGGCGUCUAAUAAAGAACAAGAUGGACCGCAAGACGAGGGCACUACCACGGUCGAUUUUAGAAGAGCUGAUAGCGAGAAUGACGUACCGCCCGAAUUCUUGGCCGAGCUGGAGAAGGAGGAAUAG
Akanthomyces muscarius is the source of this 1815-nucleotide messenger RNA. RefSeq lists its product as uncharacterized. The coding region runs from base 1 to 1815 and encodes 604 amino acids. The transcript is spliced from 2 exons. NCBI's taxonomy places the organism in Eukaryota, Fungi, Ascomycota, Sordariomycetes, Hypocreales, Cordycipitaceae. The record is from RefSeq and is a predicted model, not a curated record.